CUGGUGUAGUCCAGUAUGACUUUCCUCUUAAUUCUGCGCCUCGGGCCCUUUACCUCGCAACGAGUCGCCACAGUCGCCAGUCAAUUAAAGUCCAUGGACGUGCGAGGUCGCUUCUCGCUCCGGCCGAGUUUUACCUGCUGCCUAUUUUUCUACAAUAGGGAAUAGCAAGUAAUAAUACGUGGCGCUCGCGGUUUGUGCCAGUAUGGCACGCAGGCACGCAGGCACGCACCGGCAGGCACGGACAGGGGCAAUCCUGGGGGGCUUCGCCCCCCCCUGGUUCGCUUCGCUCGGGGGCCUCAGCCCAAAAAAGAGCAACGCGCACGUUGCAGGCGCAAUCCCGGUCGUACGCCAUGACAGGCACAAAGGGCAUGAAGCGUGAGUUGGCGUCCGGUAGCUUCCGAGCCGGGCCGCCGUACAACUACCUGCUCACACUCGCGGGCGCCAAGAAGCGCAGUGCGCGUGCGGUCGUGCCCAAGGCCAAGGCGGGCAAGGCCAAGGCGGCGGCAGGUGAUGAGAUGCAGGAGUAGAGGUGACUUGGCAGAUUUUGGUAUGUUUGGUAAUGCGUGGGGGCGGGAGAGCUUGCGACGGCGGUGGGUCCUCGUUGGGCUGCGGUAGUGCGCCCGCCGCACGAACGUGUUGGACGGUGUGCACGUGUGGAGACGACGUGAAAGGGAGUAAAAACGUGGCAUGACUUAACGUUAUGGAUAAAUGAUUCGUGAGUGCCACGUCGGAUGUGAAGAUGGAGGUUACUGGAGGAUGGCGGGCUCGACCAAUGGGCGUUGACAAAUAGUGGGUCCUUGCACCAGUCGGGCCCGGGGUGCAGGCACUGCCGGUGAGCUGCCGCUGCCAUCGUCUGUGGGUGUUUGUUGCGCACUUGAAAGGCGAGCAAUGGCGUCGGCUUGCUGCAAGGUGUUUUACUGCGUUGUCUCAGGGACGGGAGCAGCUUGCUCGGUGGCUACUGGCGCGCUGGCCAGGCCACCCGCGGCUGGCAAAGCGUAGGCGCCGUUCGUAGGGCCUGGCGCACCUUUUGCGAACGUGCCUAGGCUUUUGUGGUUUAUAGUUUGGCCAGAAAUAGCUGAUGAUGAUGACAAUUAGAGCAUGCUGCGCAAAACAUGACGACCGCAGGCCUCCGUGGACGGGGUACCGGCGGCCGUGUUGUAUACGGCGAUGGUGACCACGGCGGGCGGAGGCUGGCUUUGUGCGCAAGCGCAGUGUAUGAUUGCGG
Messenger RNA from Chlamydomonas reinhardtii, 1225 nucleotides. RefSeq lists its product as uncharacterized. The transcript has 2 exons. The coding region runs from base 351 to 527 and encodes 58 amino acids. Lineage: Eukaryota; Viridiplantae; Chlorophyta; Chlorophyceae; Chlamydomonadales; Chlamydomonadaceae. The record is from RefSeq and is a predicted model, not a curated record.